This is a messenger RNA of Aegilops tauschii subsp. strangulata, 471 nucleotides long. NCBI's taxonomy places the organism in Eukaryota, Viridiplantae, Streptophyta, Magnoliopsida, Poales, Poaceae. The record is from RefSeq and is a predicted model, not a curated record.
AUGGUCCGGAGCAAGAUCACCUACUACGCAAUGCUCACGCCGAAACGCUGGUACGAGAUCCAGCAGAAGAUCCGGGCAAGACAAGCCGCGCGCGCCGCCCGCAUCGCUGCCGGGCUGCCUCCGGACUCGCCGGAGCCGGAGGAGGAGGAGGAGGAGGAGCAACCGGGGGAAGAGGGGGAAGAGGAGCUGGCUCCGAUGGAGGUGGAGGAGGCGGAGCAGCCGGAGCAGGAGUUGUCGGGCUUCAACAUGGAGCAGGCGGAGGCAGAGUUCGCCGUCGCCCAAUCGGAGGAGAUGGCGGAGCAGCAGGCCAUCCCGGAGUCCAUCCAGGAUGAGGCCUAUGUGGAGGCCAACCGGGCGUUCCUCCGGCAGGAGCAGGUGGCGUCCGACGCGCUCUUCGCCGAACUCGACGCGGAGAUAGAGGAGGAGGAGGAGGAGGCUGGAGCGAAGCAGCCGGAGGAGCCGGAGCUGUAG